Molecule: messenger RNA, 375 nt
Organism: Lactuca saligna
Lineage: Eukaryota; Viridiplantae; Streptophyta; Magnoliopsida; Asterales; Asteraceae
Source: the annotation of a GenBank genome assembly
AUGCUUAAAUCUCAGGAGAAUCGCCUUAAGAUUGCUAUGGAGAAAAUUGAGCAACAAAAUGUUGAUCAAUUAAAGAAUCAUGCUCGCAAUUUUGAAUAUGAGGUUAAGAAGUUGGAAGAAUCUAUCAAUCUCAAGGUUGCAGAGCUUAAGUCUGAAAUGAAUAAAGGACUGGAGAAGUUAGAGAAGAAUUAUUCAACUCUUCAUGGCAAAGUUAAUGUUAUAGAUGAUGCCAUCGCGAAGCUUGUGGAAUAUAACACUUUGUAUUCAACCAAGCUUGAUGCGAAAACAACACAAGACUCAAAAGUUUUUGAAAAGUUGGAGGAAUUUUUGAGCAGUCUAAAAAAAUCUCUUUCGAAGGUUGAUCUUUCCCGAUAA